This is a messenger RNA of Panonychus citri (citrus red mite), 2290 nucleotides long. RefSeq lists its product as uncharacterized. The record is from RefSeq and is a predicted model, not a curated record. NCBI's taxonomy places the organism in Eukaryota, Metazoa, Arthropoda, Arachnida, Trombidiformes, Tetranychidae.
AUGAGUGAAAACUGAAAGGAACAUGAAACAUAACUGUAAAGAUGAACCUUUCGAGGAUGAGGAUAAGUUACAUUUGAAGAAUGAUAUUAGUUUGUUGACGGAAGAGAGAGAGAAAAAGAAAGAGAAUGAAGAUAAAAAUGGAAGAUGAAGAUACGAAAUGAAUCAAAGUGAAUCGAGUUAAUUGUCGAAAUUGUUAAUCUUAAUCCUCUUGUUGUUCAUCACAAAAAUUUAACACAAUACGAAAAAAAGAAACAAAACAAAAUUGUCAUCCUCAUCUUCAUCAUCUUUCAAUAAUUUUUCAUCUCUCUCUCUCUCUCUCUUUCUCUUUCUCUUUCUCUUUCUCUCUUAAUCGGUGAUUAAAAGCUUAUCCAUCAUAGUAAAUUUCAAAUCAAUUUAUUAAUCAACAGGAGAAGCAAAAAAAAUGGUCUACCCAAUCAACUAAUCAGUGAUUUAGUUUCAUUUUUAAAUUGUUCAAAUUCAAUAAACAUCAUGUGUUUCUUGUCAACAAUUAACCAAUAUCAUCAUUAUCAUUAUCUUAACGAUUACAAUCAACUUGACAAGGGAUUUAAUUAGUUGAUUCAAAAGUAAAUAACAAUCAAAUUAUGAUUAUCAAGUGAUUAACAACAAAACCUCAAUUCGUAAUCAACUUAAUCAUCAACAUCAAAAACAAAACCAUUUUUUGUGCGUUGAAACGUUUUAAUUGUUUUUUCAUUCCGCUCAAUUACAUAAUCAUGAGGAUUAACUGAUUGUUAUUAUUAUCAUUUUCAUCAUCCACCAUUAUCAUUAAACAUUAAGAAGAUUAACUUUCUUAAUCCAAUUAAGUUUAAAUAAACAACAACAACAAUCAAGUAAAAAAAAAACACUACCAAGACCAAAACAAAUAGUUUAAUAAUAAUUAGUUAAUUGUUAACCUUUUCCUUUUAUAAUAAGAAAACAUAUAAAUCUAAUUGUAAAUCAAAUUGAAUCAUGUUUUUAUUGUACAAUUUAUUAUUAUUGUGCAUUCAAAGUGGCUCAUUAUUGUCCAAUGUAAUUGUCACCGUUGAUUCAAAUGAUUCAAUCUCAUCAUUAUCAUCAGUUUUAUCCUCAUCCUCAUCAUCAUCAUCAUCAUCUUUAUUGUCAUCAUCACAACUUUCCACCCCCUUGGAACCAUCAAAUGACAAAGUAAACACCAACAAUCAAAUUGACAGUGAACAAUCAAGAGUACGACGAGAUGAAUUCGAAAAUGUUGGCAGAGCCUUUGGUAGAGGUACGGGAAUGGGAUAUUAUCUUGGUGAACCCUGUAACAAACAAUGUAAUGCAAUAUUAUUUCAUAUUUACUGUAACACCACAAGCCAUAGAUGCGAGUGCCUUCCCGAGUAUCCAGUUAAUCUUGAUAACAGGAUUUGCAUAAAGGCCUUAAAAUUAGGUGAUAAAUGUGAUGAUAACGUCUCAUGUCAAUAUCGAGAUAUGCACGCAAUUUGUUCACCUGAGAAUCGCUGUCGAUGUGAUUAUGGCUUUUAUCCGGUCAUAAGUAAUGGGGACACCAAAUGUACUGCAGGACUAUCAAUGUACUAUAAUCUUGUUGGUUAUUCUAAUAUCGUGCCAUUCAUAGCUAUCGUAAUUGCUAUUAUCCUUUGUACCGGAGUGGUUUGUAUUGGUUAUCGGAUGAUCGGGAAAUCACAUAAUGAAAGCGCUCUACCGUCAAGGGAUGAUAGGGCUCUUUCCCCGACGCCCGUUAAGCUUGGAGGUUUAGAGCUACUUGCGUCCAUGUCAAGACCAUCAAGCCUUAGAUCCAUCAGCAAUGAAUACCUUCCAACAUCACGGAGACCGAGCUACUCAAUGUUAGCAGUACCUACCAAUUUUAUAUCUAGAAGACCGAGCUCAUCAUCUGGAACAUCCUUUCGAAGCUAUUCUUCAUUUCGAAGUCAAUCCUCUUUUCGAAAUUAUCGAGGAAACUAUUUCUACAAGGAGACACUAAAGAACAAUUCACCUCGAACUCCAUCGCCUAUUAUUAACCCAAGUAAUAUUUUCAUAGGUGAUUCGCUGUCCAAGGAAACUUGUGCAAUCCACUCGAACCCGGAAAUAAAUCGUUCUGAUAAUCACAACAGACGAAAUCGUGAUCAGGAAGCUUUAAAUCGUCGAUGAAAAAUCGCAAACUUUUACGAUCAUUUUCACGAAAUUCAUGGGACUGGAAACGCAUAGAAGAGCAUUAAUUGUUACAAUUUAUCGAGUUCCUUUGUAAAAAAAAGAAAAUUCUUAUCACUGCCGAAGAGAGAAAAGUUUAAAUAAAUAUUAUUCAAUUUUCCGAUAA